CCCUAAAGCAAUAUAAACUAUUCAUAAAUAGCAUUUUCUCUGUCUUUAUCACCAUGGAUUUGAGGUUGAUUCUCUUAAAUUUCGUGAUGAUUGCUUUGGCAGCAAUCCCAACAGGAGAAGCACAGUUGAGGCUGGGAGCAGUUCGUUCGUUUACAGGAGCGAUAGAAGGAUUGUUAGGACCAACAGAGCCGCUUGGAGAUUUAGUACAGCUAGUUAAUGGGGUCUUUACUAUAAUUCAACUCAACGGGACGGUGUUUUGCUCCCCGGACAGCAGUAACAAUGGCACCCCAACCCAAACCCUACCACCUUUUCCUAAUGCUCAGGCACAGUUGCGAUGUGGAAACAAUAAUGAUAUGGUAGCAACCGCUACAACAAAUGGGCAAGGACAAUUCAAAUUCGCGGCGACUCCAUCAUUGCAGGAUUUCUUAAUUAAAGAUUGUAAAGUUUCCGUAACCACUCCACUGUCAAAUUGCAAUGCCAGUUUGCCUUCAACUGGAAGCCUGGCGUCUGGGAUAACCAGGGUCCCAGCCACGGGGAAUUUUAAUGAAAGAAAUGUUAUCGUCCUCAGAGUUUCUGGAUUCUCUCUAAGGGUUUAGCAAAUCUGUGGGAACUAGUGAUGCAUGGAUUUUGCAGUUUCAAAACUCUGCGGAAUACAUGGAAAUAAGGAUGGGCAAAGAAUACAUGGGAAAAGAACACUAGUUAUGUUUCUCAUCAUAAUUGUGUCUUUUGUUUGUGUUGUUUAAGUUUUGAACUUGGUGUCUUUGAAUAAUUGUAAUCAAUCAUCUCUUUUACUCCCUCUGUCCAAAAAUAGUCUAUAUUAAUACAAAUUUUAAUGCUAAAUGGGGACUAUAUUUGUUUAGGGACGGAGAGAAUAUAAUACGAUGAAAUAUUGUCUAUUUUGUAUUAGUGUUGCCUUGCGCGACGGAGGCCAUGUGUUUAUAUUUACUUAAAAAUUAUAUAUCAAUG
Oldenlandia corymbosa var. corymbosa is the source of this 966-nucleotide messenger RNA. NCBI's taxonomy places the organism in Eukaryota, Viridiplantae, Streptophyta, Magnoliopsida, Gentianales, Rubiaceae. The record is from the annotation of a GenBank genome assembly.